Messenger RNA from Austrofundulus limnaeus, 5222 nucleotides. Its product is annotated as nuclear receptor coactivator 2. The record is from RefSeq and is a predicted model, not a curated record. Gene Ontology annotation, biological process: positive regulation of transcription by RNA polymerase II; cellular response to hormone stimulus. NCBI's taxonomy places the organism in Eukaryota, Metazoa, Chordata, Actinopteri, Cyprinodontiformes, Rivulidae. Gene Ontology annotation, molecular function: protein dimerization activity; nuclear receptor binding. Bases 220 to 4737 code for a protein of 1505 amino acids. The transcript has 22 exons. Gene Ontology annotation, cellular component: nucleus.
AUUAGAUGCAGAUGACACACACAGGGGUAAUCUCACAGAGAGCAGAGUGGGAAACCGAAACGUGUGCGUGACUGUGACGUGCGUGCGUGCGUGUGCGUGUUGGUUGUGUGUUUGGUGUGAAAAGCAGCACAUCCGCCUGGCUGACGGGAGAUGUUUGGCCAGCUCCUGGCUGGUUAUGGACGUCUUCAGUCAAAGCAAAGGUGCUGUUAGGUGCUAAAGAUGAGUAGUGGAGGGGGGGACACCCCGGAGCCCCCCAAAGGGGAGACUCUGAAGAGGAAAGACUGUCACUCAGACCUCCCAGGACCCAGCCCRAAGAGAAGCACGGAGAGACGGAACAGGGAGCAGGAGAACAAAUACAUCGAGGAGCUGGCAGAGCUGAUCUUCGCCAACAUCAACGACAUGGACGACCUCAACGUCAAGCCAGACAAGUGUGCCAUUCUGAAAGAGACGGUGAAGCAGAUCAGGCAGAUCAAGGAGCAGGAGAAGACUCCGGUGGCUGAUGCUGAGGAGGURCAGAAAGCAGACGUCUCUUCCACAGGGCAGGGUGUCAUUGAUAAGGACACUCUUGGUCCAAUGAUGUUGGAGGCUCUGGACGGUUUCUUCUUUGUUGUCAACAUGGAGGGUAACAUAGUGUUUGUGUCGGAGAACGUCAGCCAGUAUUUGCGCUACCAGCAGGAGGAGCUGAUGAACACCAGCGUCUACAGCGUGCUGCACGUUGGAGAUCACGCUGAAUUCAUCAAGAACCUUCUGCCCAAGAGCCUGGUCAAUCAUCGCAACGCUGAUUCGUCCAGCAGGAACAGCCACACUUUCCACUGCCGCAUGCUGGUCAACCCUCAUGCUAACGGUGAAGCUCCGCUGGUCCCCGAGCAGCCGGACGCUGCACAGCAGAAGUAUGAGACCAUGCAGUGUUUCGCUGUCUCUGAACCAAAGUCUAUCAAGGAAGAGGGGGAAGAUUUCCAGUCCUGUCUCAUAUGUGUGGCACGAAGAGUUCCUGUCAAAGAGAGGCAGGUGAUGCUGGCGCAUGAGAGCUUCACCACGCGGCAGGACCUCCAAGGUAAGAUCACUUCACUGGACACCAGUGUGCUGCGGGCGUCGAUGAAGCCGGGCUGGGAGGACCUGGUUCGGCGCUGCAUCCAGAAGUUCCACCUUCAGACUGACGGGGACAUGUCCUUUGCCAAGAAACACCAUCAAGAAGUGUUGAAGAACGGCCACGCUCUCAGUCCUCUGUACCGGUUCUCCCUGACAGACGGCACCAUCGUCUCGGCUCAUACGAAGAGCAAACUGGUCCGAUGUUCAGCCACUAACGAACCACAGCUCUAUAUGUCCCUGCACAUCCUGCAGAGGGACAAUACUGGGAGCCUGACUGCAGACAUGUCUGGUGGCCAGGAUGUGGGAAAGUCACUGACCCCAACCAGUCUGAGUGGGACCUUCCCUUCACCUGACGCCAGUGUGACCAGCAACACCCAUCACUCCACAUCAGCCCCCAGCACCCCAGGACGUGUUUUUGGAGCCAUACCAGGACGGGCGACGACUCCUCAGGGAAGCUGCCAUUCUCUCAAACUGGACAGCCCUUCAGCCCAGGGAAGCCCAAGCGUCACCUCAGGGGCCCAGAGCACCAUGAUGUCGCCUCGCCAUCGCCAGAGUCCUAGCACGGCGGCUAGCAGCAGCACUUCAAGUAGCCCUCACCUCCUCCAGCAUCCGCCCGGCUCCUUCUCUCCUGCCGGCCUCCACUCGUCACCGUCUGUGUGCAGCAGCACAGGAACCAGCCAAGGCUUUAACUCCCUUAGUGCGCUGCAGGCUCUCAGCCAGGGCCACAGGAUUUCUCCGGGGCUCACCGAGGUACCACGUUCAGAGUCACCGGACCAAAAACUACCAACCCUUCAGAGUCCCCUACACAGCACUAGCAACGGCACAACACAACUUCCCAAGAGCAAUCCCAGUUUAGAGGCUGAUUUAUUYGGACCUUUUGAAGAGCAGGAAGAUUUCCUGUCGUCUCACACCCAGGAUGRUGAAAAGGACGACGAGAAAGACGGUGAUCUGGACAGCUUGGCAGGUAACGGAAACCUGGGAGAGCUUGGUGACGCGUCGAACCGCAAUCUGAACACCAAGGGCCACACCAAGCUGCUCCAGCUCCUCACCACCAAGUUAGAACCCUCUCCCAGCUCACCAUCGGGGUCCGUGGGGGACGAMCAGAACUGUAAAGACCAGCCGUGUGGUGUGGCCGGGGCAGGACUUAACAACCAGUCAACUUCAUUAAAAGAAAAACAUAAAAUUCUCCACAGACUGCUGAAGAACAGCACUUCGCCCGUGGAGUUGGCCAAGCUAACAGCUGAGGCUACCGGGAAAGACCCCGUUGGUUCAGAGUUGGCCUCUGGGGACAGCAUGGCUGCUCUGAGUGAACUCUGCAUAAAACAGGAGCCGGGGAGCCCUAAGAAGAAGGACAAUGCUCUGCUUCGCUACCUUUUGGACAGGGACGAUAACGGUAUUCUCGACAAAGCCAUCAAGAUGGAACCAGUGGACGGACUGAAGCUGYCCAACAUUAAGACGGAGAAGCAAGACGCAGGUUUUAAUUUGGCGGAGCAGACCUCUGAGCUGGAGGACCUGCUAGAGGACCUGCAAAAUGGCGGCCAGCAGCAUCUGUUUCCCAGUCAGCCUCCACCCUCUUCAUCUUCCUCAUCGGCUGUGCCGCCCGGCUCGUCCGUGGACAAACAGACCAUCAUCAGUGACAUYCUGCAGCUGAGUGACCGCAGUGGCUCCCCCGGCCAACACAGAGCCUUCCCCYCCGUCGGCCCUGCCACAGGCUUCAGCAGUGCCAGAGCAGAGCAGCAAGGUGCUCCUCCAGUCAGGAGCCUGUCUCUGGACAGCAGCGUGGGCUCCAGCCCCACCAGGCCUUUCCCCCCCCACCACAGGCACAACGCUCCCUACUCCUUACUGCAGCAGCAAGGCAUGAUGGGAACCCAUCCUGGCAUGACCAAUCAGGCUGGAGCAGCCAACACGGGUACUCGGGGCUCCAUGCAGCAAGGUUGGGGUCCCCAGGGGCCCAUGGUUGGCAACGUGGGGCCCAUGAUGGCCCAGGGAUUUGGCCGCAUGGUCCCAAACAUGAACUCUGCGCUCCCCACCAGAGGCAGCGCUCCACCCGUGUCCAGAGCCAUGGCCAGCAUGCAAAUGAUGAGCAAUGACCUGGACAUGGCCGCCCCUCCAUACCAUUCGCAGCAUGCUCCGCCCAAUCAGACAGCCCCAUGGCCAGAUCGAAUGAUGAUGGAUCAUUAUGGGAACCACAGCAGGCCGUCGUACGGCGUUCCUCAGGAGGACGGGAUGGCUUGUUGUGGCUCUGGGCCUGAAGGCCACGCAGACGAGGGCGCUCUGCUGAACCAGCUGUGCUCCAUGCUGAAGGACUACGAGGGUCUGGAGGAAAUCGACAAGAUGCUGGGGAUCCCAACGCUAGCAGGACAGGGUCCUCUAUCAGACCAGGAGCAGUACCUGGGCUCCUCAGAACCUCCAUCCAGUCUGAAGCCUCCCCUCUACAGUCAACACUACGGUGGGCAGCCAGGUUACGGCAGCAUGCCCCCUGAUGCCGGGUACUCCACUCCAUCCAUGGGCGGCCACWUGGGGCCUCAAAGAAUGGGACCCGCAGGAUACCCCCCUAUGAUGAGAAUGCCUGGUGGCCCGGGACCACGACCACCUGGCAUGAGACCUGGGGGGCCCAGUUCAAUAGUACCCCCACAGCCAAACAACCUGAGGCUGCAGCUACAGCACCGACUCCAGGCCCAGCUGAAUCGUCAGCCAAUGGUGAACCAGAUGGGCGGAGUUUCCAAUWUGAAUCUACCUCUAAGGUCUAAUGUACCAAACCAGGGAACUCUCAACGCCCAGAUGCUGGCCCAGCGUCAGCGCGAGUACCUCAGCAACCACCUCCGUCAGCGUCAGCAGCAGCAGCACAUGCACCAGCAGCGCACCAUGAUGAUGCGGGCGCAGGGCAUAAACCUGCCGCCGAGCAUGCCUGGCGGGGGCGCCGCCGCCGCCACGCCCAUGCCGAUGGGCGGCACCAACCCCCGGGUGCCCCAGGGCAACCUGCAGCGGUUUCCCUACCCGGCCUCCAGCUAUGGUACAGGCCUGCCCUCUCCUCCUCCUCCUCCUCCACCUCAUCCCGGCUCCUCCAGCCCCUUCUCCUCCCCUCUCUCCCCCAGUCAUCUUCUGGCAAGCCAGGGCAUGAUGGGAAAUGUAGGCGGGCAGUACAGCGGUGUAAUGAGCCCAUCACAGCACAGUGCCUUCCAGUUCAGCAGCUCAGGAAUGAGCCAGCAGCAACAACACCAGGACCCAGCAUCAUGCUUCCCAUGYGGGGCGACCACUCCGCAGAGCCCCCUGCUGUCCCCCAGGAUGGGCCAGGGUCAGAGCUCCAUGAUGCAACAGAACCAGGGCCAAACCCAAGCCCCGAACCAAGGAGGCCCCCCCAGCUAUCCGUCCAGUGCUGACCUGAACGGGUGGUCUCAGCCUGCAAACAUCUCCACCAGCAACAGUGUGUACACGCAGCAGUCUCAGUACUCCACACAAGCCAGCGGUGGAAUAUACGACAGCAGCAGCAUGAACCUGGGCGUGUCCAUGGCCAGCGGUGGAGGCAACAUGAACCCCAUGUCUGCACAGAUGAAUGAACAGGUGAGUGAUGGCAGCCUGAUCCUGGAGCAGCUGGCAGGUUUAGACAUGAUUACGCAAGAGACUGACGUCGAUUCUAAUUUUUGCUGACCACGGCCUUGGUUGGGACGAGGUAACACAGGGACCCAUGCAAAAACACUGGCACCCAUGGCAUUCAUGGAAAAAGUAUGAAGAAGCUGAAGGAAACACUGCUCCUCUCUCACAUCCGCCGUUUUAGAGGCACGAAGGAUGAAGGAGAGACGGACACGUAAAGGUCUCUGAACUCAGACGGCUUUAGUUCCUGUUUUAUAUUUUAUGCAAACGUCAGAGAUYCCAGGGAAACGACCAUCUGAACCAUCCUGACCGCAAACACACAGCUUUUAGAAUCAUCACAAAAAGAAGGAUGUCCUUUCUGAUUCAGGGUCUGUGGGACACAUUUCAGUCGUACGGUUAUUCAGAACAUGUUUUACAGUAUUUAUCUGUUCGUUGUUGUUUGGUAACUUACAUGUGGUGCUAAACCAGUCGAGUCAAAGCUACUCCAAAAACAGAACCGUAAUUACCAAAAAAUAAAUCAAAUUUUCCUUGUAAAUUAUGCA